AUGGCAUCAGGUCAGCAGGAGCUGCGCGCUUGGCGCAAGGAGAACGACAUGGUCAAUCGACGCCACAGUAUCACGUUUCGUGAGACGAUUCCUGUCUCUGGUGCUAAUAUGCCAUUUGAAGAGUUGUUGGCUCGAGAAUUGCGUAAAUCCCAUGAAAAUGGGUCAAAAGGGGUUGGAAUUAGUGAUAAAAAGACGAGUAAAAAGUCGUAUCUGAAGAAAGGAGCACGUGGGUGGUGGAUGCAACAACGAGACGCUAAGAAAAAGCUAGUCAAGCACAAACUCACGUCCAAUAGUGAAAAUAAGAUAAAGACAAGAUCAAUGAUGCAAAGAAGACCCAGAGAUGAAAGAUAUCUGUCAGCUCCAUUGUCUGAACAUCUUUCUUGGUCACCGGAACAAGGGCAGACUGUAAGAAACAAUCUGCAGACUCUAUCACCAUUGAUGUCGCCGAAUCAACGGACACACUACAGUUUUAAAGACGAGGUGCAGCAGCAUAUGGUGUCGAAUGAUAAUUUUUCAGUUUGGAAAAACGCUUCACUCCGUUCUACGACCAGCACAGACAUUAUGGGCAUACAGAACGUGAGACAGUCAUAUGAAGCAAACCAAGAGCGUGAAGCCAAUGAUAUGGCAGUGUUUGAGGCGAUUGAGCGCGAUCUGGCGGUAGAAAAACAGGCGUUUUUGAUGGAAAAACAUCAACAACAGCAGAAUAAGCCAAUUGAACAGCGAGAACAAAUUUAUCGCGACAACCAGUCGGGUGCUAACUACUGCGGAUUGCCAUAUUCGUCAUUCGUGUCGGACCUUAAUGAACAAGAAGAAUUGAGGCGGCAGACCGGUAGACGAAAUUUGUCUUUUGAUGGCAGUCGGGAUGACGAAAUUGACUCGGCACUGGUGUUUGACGACUACUCAGCUCUAUCAAAAGAUGAUGAAGUGUCUGAACAAGACGGUUCUACCUGCCAACUUCGAGAACAUUUCGACUACGGGAAUUGCUGCGGCGACUCACGUUCGAAUCUGAGUUCAAGCUUUUUCGAUGAUUCUGUAGCAUGGAAUGACGGAUUAUCAUUGCAGUCACGGCAAAGUGUAGCGCAUACACAAUCUUCAAACAUUGCUGCGGCUGGCUUAAACGUUUCUCCUGACAAGAAUGAUUGUUUAACUGGUGAGGAUGCUAGACAGCAAACAAGCAAACGUGAACUGUAUUUUGCAGAGUGCAAUGGCGACGGAGCUGACGCACUUGAAAACAAUAAGCCGGGCACUCCAGAGUUGAAAUCAGAAGGCAAUACUUCUGUUUCAUUUUUGGUGCGGCACGUGUUUGGAAAAUAUGAGCAAGAUGAAAACAGCAAUAGCGGCAGCCUCUAUUAUGAAGAUGAUAUAUAUUCAGUUAGUGAUGAUAGCACCAGCAUCAACACAGCUUGCAGGGAUCUGUCGGUACCGCCGCCGCCACCUGUUCAAGACAGGUCUUCAUCGAAUUGUACGCAGAAGGUGCGGAUUCAACAACAGCCACCCGUCACAAGAACAUCAACGAGCAAAGCAAAAGCUGAUGACAAACAAACGAAACAGGUAAAAGUAAAAAUUGCAGCAUCCUCACGUGUUCCAGGUACAAAGUUUAGCAAUGAUACACUGACGCCUUCUCGAGAUCAAUUAGCGCAGCCAGCAAAUGCUGGAAUGAUGCUUCCUGCUGUAAUAGAGGAAAAGCUGUACGAGCUAGAUGCAGAGGUCAUGUUCUACAAAUCAGAGACGCUGCAGUUCCAAAAGCGGAAAGACUACUACGACCAAGAGGUAAAGAAGCUUGCUCUCGAGCGGGACGAGUUUGUGCGGUUUCAGCAAGAGCAACGGCUUCAAAUCGAAAAGGAAUGGGAACGAGAGCGCACUAAAAUGAAGAAAGAGGCAAAACUUCAGGAACGGCAAUGGAAGCUGCGUAUGAAUGCUUCUAUAUCCCACCAGGAUCGAAAAGAUGGCGGGGAAACCGAAAUGCUCACGGCGCAGAUCAUGAAGAUGCAGAUUGAUGAGAAAGCGAGGGCGAGUAAAUGGAAGGCUGAAAAUGACAACGUGUGUCAGCGUGUUUUGGAGCUAGAGGAGAAAAACCGUGACCUAGCUGAUAAAAUUAAGUUUCUGGAGAAGGAGCGCUUAGAGCAGUGGGAACAAUAUGCGCGGCUUCUGAAGAAGACACAAGAGGCUUUAGGACUGGCAUCACAAUCUGGAGUGACUUCCAUAGUUCCGUCUGUACUCAGCGAGAAGAAUGAACUGCGCAUUCUGGAUGCCGUUUUCGCGAUUAAAGAAACGGCAGACGAACUCCUUCAGAAAUGGAAUUAUCCUCGCAAGAGGUUACCUGAUACUCAUGCUAAAAAUGACGCCACGGCAAGAUCCGCCUUCCAAGAUCACGUGCUGUCAAAUGCAGCGGACAGCUACAACCCGGAGCGGUAUAAUUAUGGCCGAGAUAGCCUUCACCCCUUGAGCGAGUCCGGGACCUUAACGGGUAAAAAUGAAUUAGAUAGACCAAGUGUAAAGGACAUGGACAUUGGUAGCGACACUGAAUACGUGCGUGCAAGUAAUGCCGCCGCCACGUACGAACGGGCACUCCCUGCAGUUGAGGAUGCUGCGGCCAAUAUUGGUUACCGGAAAUCUAACACUUGCAAAGAGGAUGGCACAAUCUCAGCGUCAACUUCAUCUCUGUCGGAGAGCAAAGUGGUGACUCGAGAGAUUGAGCAUACAGGUGGGAAGAAGGAAAUAUUGUACAUAGAUGGAAGCAGAAAGAUAAUUUUUCCGGACGGCAACGAGAAGGAUGUUGACGGUAACGGCCACACCGUCAUUAAAUUUACAAACGGUGAUCAUAAAGAGUUCUUCCCGGACACAGGGAUUACAGUAUAUUACUACUAUGAAGCUCAGACAAAGCUGACGACUUACCCGGAUAAUCGAAAGGUGUACGAAUUUCCGAAUCAGCAGAUCGAGACGAGUUUGCCCGACGGAACAAUUGAAAUUGAGUUUCCUGACGGCAUCAAGAAGACAAUUCGCCCGAAUGGCGAUGAAUUUUCCGUGUUUCCAGACGGAACGACCAUAUUGGAGCAGUCAAGUGGUCUGCGUGAGGUGACACUGCUGAACCAGAAAAAGAUCCGUUAUUUUCCAGACGGACAAAUGUCUUGUGUAUCGUUAAGCGGUCAGGAAACUCGUAUUCGAUCGGAUUCCGAGCUCAAAAAGCUGUACUUCGAUUACGUAGAAUAG
This is a messenger RNA of Peronospora farinosa, 3210 nucleotides long. The record is from the annotation of a GenBank genome assembly. Lineage: Eukaryota; Oomycota; Peronosporomycetes; Peronosporales; Peronosporaceae.